GCGGCCGCUCCGUGCCCGGUGGGCUCCGCUCUCUUCUUCUUCGCCCGUCGCCGCCGCCGCAGCCCCGCGGUAGCGUUCCCCCGUCCCGCCGGGCCAGCGCCGCCGGUCGCCCCUCAGCGCGGGCGGGAGCCCCCCUACGUUUACCCCGAGCCCGGGGCGCGGAGUACCGGCCGGGGCCCGUCCGAUCCGACGUUCGCUCUCUCCCGCCGCCCCCCGCCCGCUCACCAUGGCCCGCGGGAAGGCCAAGGACGGCGACGGCAACUGGAAGAAGUUCAUCUGGAACUCGGAGAAGAAGGAGCUGCUGGGCCGUACCGGGGGCAGCUGGUUUAAGAUCCUCCUCUUCUAUGUCAUCUUCUACGGCUGCCUGGCAGGGAUCUUCAUUGGGACCAUCCAAGUGAUGUUGCUCACCGUCAGUGAAUUUGAACCCAAGUACCAGGAUCGUGUGGCACCCCCAGGACUGACUCAAGUCCCCCAGGUACAAAAGACAGAAAUUUCCUUUACUGUCAACGAUCCCAAAAGCUACGACCCGUAUGUGAAGAAUCUGGAGGGGUUCUUAAACAAGUACAGUGCUGGUGAGCAGACUGACAACAUCGUAUUUCAGGACUGCGGAGACAUACCUACGGAUUACAAAGAGAGAGGACCAUACAAUGAUGCCCAAGGUCAGAAGAAGGUCUGCAAGUUCAAACGUGAGUGGCUGGAGAACUGCUCUGGGCUGCAGGAUAACACCUUUGGGUACAAGGAUGGCAAACCAUGCAUUCUCGUCAAGCUCAACAGAAUUAUUGGCUUCAAACCUAAGGCGCCAGAAAAUGAGAGCCUCCCCUCAGAUCUUGCAGGAAAAUACAACCCCUAUCUCAUCCCUGUCCACUGUGUUGCCAAGAGGGACGAGGACGCAGACAAGAUCGGCAUGGUGGAGUACUACGGGAUGGGCGGUUACCCGGGCUUUGCCCUGCAGUACUACCCAUACUAUGGCAGGCUCCUGCAGCCGCAGUACCUGCAGCCACUGGUGGCAGUGCAGUUCACCAACCUGACCUACGACGUGGAAGUGCGCGUGGAAUGCAAGGCCUAUGGGCAGAACAUCCAGUACAGCGACAAAGACCGCUUCCAGGGACGCUUUGAUAUUAAAUUUGACAUAAAAAGCAGCUGAUUGUAAGCACAACUCUCUCUCUCCCCCUCUUCCUCCUAGCCAUUUAAAAAAGGUUUAAAAAAAAAAAAAAAGAACAAAAAAGAAAACCUACUAGUCUUGAACAAACUGUCAUACGUAUGGGACCUACACGUAAUCUAUAUGCUUUACACUAGCUUUCUGCAUUUACUAGGUUAGAAUGUAAACCAAGUGUAGCAAUAGCGACAAAUAUUUAUUCUACUGUAAAUGACAAAAGAAAACAGAAUUGAGCCUUGGGACAUGCCCAUUUUUACUGUAAAUUAUGAUUCCAUAACUGACUUGUAGUAAGCAGUGUUUCUGGCCCCUAAGUAUUGCUGCCUUGUGUAUUUUAUUUAGUGUACAGUACUAUAGGUGCAUACUCUGGUCAUUUUUCAAGCCAUGUAUCGUAUCUGUUUUCUACUUCUUGUGAGCAAAGACUUCUGCUGUCCAAGGUGUAAAUACUCAAUGGGACUAGAACUGGCAUGAUACUUCUCAUUAUUUUGUUCCUUUGAAAAGAAAGGCCCACCUGUGAGACUCUAUUCAACAGCACUCCAUAAGGCUUCUGACUUUUCUGCGGUGUUGGGAUGUUUUCUUUGGAGGGGUGGCAGGCUAAACUAACUGAAGUCAGGUUAAAGAGAGUAGAUGAUUGUGUACCUACCGUGCUUUGUAGCGAAUGCUGUCUCUCUCCACCUUUUCCCUCAUCCUCCAGCGUGUCUGUGAGAGACCUGGGUCAGGCUAUUGCUGUCCUCAGUGAUAGGCACAACUCUUUGCUUUGUAUAUUUUCUUUUUUUUUUUUCCUUCUGGAGGCAUCGCACACUGUGGUGCUAAAUGUCUUUAUUGAAUGUUUUAACCAUUUUCAUGGUGAAUGAAUUUUAUAUUUAUGCAGUUGUACAAUUUUAUUUUUUUUCUGCAAGGAAGUGUAAUGUAUGAAAUAAACCAAAGUCACAUGUUUGAAAAUAAAUCUUUAUUUUAAACUUUAUAAAAGCAAUGCAGUACCCCAUAGAAUGGUGUUAAAUGUUGUCUAAAGUGCAAAACUCUAUGUUCUAACAUGUAAUACUAGCCAGGAGUACAGUGCUCUUGUUGAUCUUGUAUUUCAGUCAGGUUGACGUAUUGGACAAAUAAAUGAAUGAACACUG
Gallus gallus (chicken) is the source of this 2274-nucleotide messenger RNA. It is a transcript of the gene ATP1B1, whose product is annotated as ATPase Na+/K+ transporting subunit beta 1. The record is from RefSeq and is marked provisional. Gene Ontology annotation, cellular component: sodium:potassium-exchanging ATPase complex. Gene Ontology annotation, biological process: sodium ion export across plasma membrane; potassium ion import across plasma membrane; intracellular potassium ion homeostasis. NCBI's taxonomy places the organism in Eukaryota, Metazoa, Chordata, Aves, Galliformes, Phasianidae. The transcript has 6 exons. Gene Ontology annotation, molecular function: ATPase activator activity. The coding region runs from base 227 to 1144 and encodes 305 amino acids.